AAGGGUAGGCUUACUCUGGUGAUUGAAACCCCAAUGCGUUGAGGACCUUUACCCUUAUUGAUCAGCCUUUACCGAUUCUUUUCCUGCACCUUGCAUAUCACCGGUCAUCUCUUCUUGAUGAUAAUCUGGUAUUGCGUUCAGAAAUAUCUGCUUCUUUUGCGGUAAUGUGAGUAGAAUUGUGUAGCUACAUACAUCAGCCAUGGAUUCUCCUUUCUUUGAGGAUUUGCUUCUUGUCACUUUAGAGCAAUCCAAUCUUCACACUGGACGGUUAGGGUAAGGCCCAUUUGGAAAUCUGUGCCAUCAGAGAUUGAAUGGCGGCUUGGGGGAAGUUGAUUGCCCUCCUGGUUGGAACUCUGUGUUUGUUAGGGUGGAGCGUUACUAUAUCUUGGAUCCAUCAAAGUGCAGUAAGUUGAGAAUGGAGGAGAAGCGGGAACUUGUUUACAAACUAUCAAACAUGCCAACCUUUUCUCCUGAAAUGCUACAAUCUUGGAGUCGUCAAGAUAUCUUGGAGAUACUCUGUGCAGAAAUGGGAAAAGAAAGGAAAUAUACUGGCCUCACAAAGUUAAAAAUCAUAGAGAGCCUUAUAAAGAUUGUCGCCGAGAAGAAGAGGAAGAAUUUGCCCCUAGAAAAUGGAAUUUCUAGCAGUAGUAAUUCAGAAAAGAACCAGGGGAGUUUUAAAAGGCAGAGAAAACCCGAUCUCUUCCAUGAUGCUACAAGUAAUGUUUUCAGUGACUUGGGGGUUAAUGAUGUCAUACACUGCAAAAAUCUGGCUUGCCGAGCUAGAUUAAAGAGUGAAGACUCAUUCUGUAAGAGGUGUUCAUGUUGUGUUUGCCAGGAAUAUGACGAUAACAAGGAUCCUAGCUUGUGGUUAUUUUGCAAUUCAGACCCGCCUUUCGAGCAUUGGGGGGAGUCUUGUGGGAUGUCAUGCCACCUUGAGUGUGCUAUUAGACAUGAAAGAUCUGGAAUUGUUUUCAAUGAUAAACAAGACAGAGGAGGAGGGAUCAAUGGAAGCUUUAAUUGUGUGUCUUGUGGAAAAACUAAUGAUCUUCUCGGUUCUUUGAGAAAACAACUGGUGACAGCAAGAGAUACCAGACGGGUAGACAUAUUGUGCUAUAGGAUUUCUCUAAGCCAAAGAAUUCUCGGGGAGGCCAAAAGAUGUAAUGAGCUAUGCACUGUUAUGGAUGAAGCAGUAAAAAGGCUUGAGGAAGAACUGGGCCCUUUAUCCGGUUCUCCAGUGAAGACCGCAAGGGGCAUCGUGAACCGGCUUUCUUCUGGUCCAGAGGUUCAGAGACUUUGUGGUUUGGCAGUUGAAUAUUUGGAUUCUGUGCUCUCAAAGAGAGUACUCAAAGUUCCAGCUGGUCCUACUAUGCAAGAUUCUAAUUGGACGGCUUCAAAGCUAAUCAGAUUGGAAGACGUUUCUGCCACAUUUGUCACCGUCAUCCUUACCUGUGAAGAGUCAAGGUUAGGAAACACUGUUGGUUACACUAUGUGGCACCGCAAAGCAGAUGACUCAGACUAUCCCGUGGAUCCGACGUGCACAUUGCUGGGACCAACGACCAGGUUUGUAAUGUCUGGGCUGAUUCCCAACACGGAGUAUCUUCUGAAAUUGGUCUUCCCUGCAGACAGUAAAAGAGACUUGGGAAUAUGUGAGCUUCGGUUUCGGACAAGAGAAGAAGCAGCAGCGUCAGUAAAUGAUGUUCCGAACCUGAAUACUCAGAAUUCGGAAGAAGCCCAUGUAAGAAGCUCGGACCUGCAAAGAAACAACCCCCCUCAAGGAGACAAUAUUAGUGUUCCUUGUUACACUGAUGAUAGUAAUAAUGAUGGCCACAUCACUUGUAUGGAUGUAUUAUGCUGCAAUGAUGAAGAAAAAAGCGUGGAAGAAACUGCAGCUACCACCCAAAUAGAAGAUGAUGAUGAUGAUGAUGAUGAUGAUGAUGAUGACGACGAUGACGAUGAAGAAGAAGAAGAAGCAACAAGCACCGACAAUGGGGGAUCGAACACGGCCCCCUCGGGGCUGGCCAUUACACCGCCUUACAAGAGGGAGAGUAGAUCCCAACCGGGUGAGUCCAGCAGAAAGGAGGAGGGGAAUGCACAGGUUGGGACAAGCUCCAAGAAGAAGAGAGAGAGAGGGGACGAAAGAGAGGAAGAGUGGGAAGAUGACGUCCUCAGGGAGGGAGACAAGGGUUUCGAGUACUAUGUGAAGGUAAUCAGAUGGUUGGAGUGCAACGGCCGUAUCGGGACGGGAUUUAGGGAGAAGUUCUUGACUUGGUACAGUCUGAGAGCGACCCCUCAAGAGGUCCGCGUCGUGAAGACGUUUGUGGAUACUCUGAUUGAAGAUCCCGAGUCACUGGCCGCUCAAUUGCUCCACAGUUUCUCGGAUCUCGUGUCCAAGUGUAGCAGCAUCAGCAACUCUUCUUCUCUUGUCCCAUCCGGGUUUUGCCUUAGGCUUUGGCAUUGAAAUCGCUCACUGCUGUUGUUAGCCACUCCAUGCGUGCUCACUCUUGCUCUAUGUCGAUUUAGUUAGGAUAUUAUUAUUAUUAUUAUUGUUGUUGUUGUUGUUGUUGUUGUUAUUAAUAUUAUUAUUAUUAUUAUUAUUAUUACAAUUAUUGAUUUGGGUAGUAAUUGGUCACAUAGUCUCUAUUAACUAACUAUUUGAAACAAUAAAUAUCGUUACUCCGCAAUCCGUAUCACUAAUAACUUAACUUCUAUAUCAGUAUCAAUAUUGUUGCUA
This is a messenger RNA of Cuscuta europaea, 2731 nucleotides long. The record is from the annotation of a GenBank genome assembly. Lineage: Eukaryota; Viridiplantae; Streptophyta; Magnoliopsida; Solanales; Convolvulaceae.